Hydra vulgaris (swiftwater hydra) is the source of this 2705-nucleotide messenger RNA. The record is from RefSeq and is a predicted model, not a curated record. NCBI's taxonomy places the organism in Eukaryota, Metazoa, Cnidaria, Hydrozoa, Anthoathecata, Hydridae.
CAACAAAACGGAGUUCUAACUCUUCUCGUAAGAGUCGUAAACCAAAUGUUUACUUUUAAUGAUUAACCUUUAUCAAUGUAUUAAAUAAUAAAUUAUAAUCAAAUUACCCAUUAACUAAUUUUUUUGCUUUCUAUUCCUAAUGGCAAAUGUUAAAGAGAAGACAGACGGUAUAAAAUACUUUUGGAAAGAUAAUCUUAUAAAGAGUAAAGUUCAAGAGAGAUUUAAUCUGCUUUUACUUGAACCAGGAGAAAUUUAUUUUGAAGAUUUUAGUGCGUACUAUUAUUCUUCAAAACUUACAGAAGAUGAAGCAAACCAAAAAAAACAAAAGGGUCGCAUAAAGAUUUGUUCAAAAUCUGUUUUGUUUGAUCCUUUGGAUCUCAGUUUUCCUUUGCUUAAGUUUUUGUACAAAGAUUGUAUAAAGAUACAAAAAUCAACAGGACAGCAAUUUUGGAGGCUUGAGCAAAAGGAUUUUCUUCAAAUUGAAUCUAAUGUUUGUAUUCAAUUGAAAGAAAGUAAUAUACUUGCACCUUACAAAUAUAUUAGAGAGCCUGCGAGUUAUUACUUUUCAUUAAAUUUUGUGAAUAUGAACUCUGUCCUACCCAAAAUUGAACAGCUUAUACGUGCACAUACAUUGAAUAUACAUACAGCUGAUGAAAUGAUAAAAACAAUUGUUGAAGCAAGACAAGCAAUGAUAAAGUUUGAUAAAAGCUGGGUGGAAGAUUUGUAUGAAAAUAUUAUUUAUGAAACAACUGCCUCAAAAAUAACACCACUUGUUUGUAACCCUGGCAAGCUUCUUCUUACAUCAAAGCAGUUGUACUACCAACCAUUUAAUAAUGUUGAACCGAAUCCAGUAAUGAAAAUAAAGCUAGGGAGCAUACACAAUAUCGUUAAACGAAGGUAUCUGCAGCAACAAGUGGGUUUAGAAAUUGUAUUAGAAAAAGAAUAUAAUGAUGUGUACUUUGUGUUCCAAAAUCAGGAAAGCAGAGAUUAUAUGUUUCUUCAGUUAUCAAUGCAAGAUGAGUUAAAAACAAAGGAUGAUGUAAAAGAAAAUAUGGCUAUGAAAUGGCAAAAUGGAGUUAUUUCAAAUUUUGACUAUCUAAUCUAUUUAAAUAGUAUUGCUGAUAGAAGUUUUAAUGAUCUUACUCAAUAUCCUGUAUUUCCGUGGAUUAUAAAAGACUAUAAAAGUUCGAUUCUUGAUCUUCAUAAUCCAGAUACAUUUAGAGAUCUAACUAAACCUGUUGGUGCACUUGAUGAAGCAAGGCUGUCUCAGUUAAAACAACGAAUGGAAGGCAUGCCAGAGCCUAAGUUUUUGUAUGGUUCUCACUACUCUUCCCCAGGAUUUGUUUUAUAUUAUCUUGUGAGAGCUGCAUCACAAACUCAACUGAGCGCUAUUGCUUGGAGUCUCAAAUUCUAGAGUUUGGUCAAACUCCAAAACAACUUUUUACAAAACCGCAUCCAAGAAGACAGCCAAUUCCUAUUCCACUUCAUUUGGUUAAUGUUGACAAAGUUGCUUUAUUUGAUUCUCCUGAUCACUUUACUUUCAAUGAUCAGAAUGAUGGAAGAAAUCAAGAUAUUUGCCCUAAUUUACCAUUAAUAAAUUGGUACAAAAAGUUAAAAUUAAAGGUUGUUAUGAAACUCCAUAAAGACUGUGUUUUAGGAGUUGAUUUAUCUGACGAUGCUCAAAUUAUAUACUCAGUAUCUCAAGAUUGUCAACUAAAAGUCUAUUCUAUAAAUGAUAAUAUUCAAACUCGAAGCAUCAACUUGUCAUCAAUGGCUUUGUCAUGUUGUCAAUUAAUAGAUGACCAAAAGUAUUUACUCAUAGGAUCUUGGGAUGCCCAAAUUUAUAUUUAUUCAACAGAAUACUCAAGAGUUGUUGAUACAAAACGUGCUCAUCAUGAUGCUAUAAGCAGUUUAUGUUAUAAAAACAAUAAGUUAGUGACAUCUUCUUGGGAUGCAACAGUAAAAGUGUGGUCAUAUGAAUUUGUGAAUAAAAAAUCUACAAUUACUCUCAUUUCUGAAAUUGAUCAUGAUACUGAAGUUUCGACAUGUGAUUAUUUUGAGGAUUCCAAUGGCUCAAAGGUUGUUACUGGAACUAAAGAUGGACAUGUGCUUAUAUGGAACAUUGAUUUGCAAAUUCCGACUAGUCAACUAAACCUGCAUGCCAGCAAUGUAACAAAAGUAAUAUUUAGUCCUAAUGGUUCCCAGGUUUUAAGUAGCAGCUUGGAUGGAUAUUUAAAAAUUGUUGACUCCUGUACAGAACUUCAAGUUUAUGUAAAAGAUGUUGCUCAACCAAUUACAAACGCGUUUUGGGAUGGCUCCGUCGUUAUAGCCACAUGUCAAACUGGCAACAUCCUUAUAUUCGAUAUUAUCAAUGAUAUUUGUAUAUCAAAUCUAACUUCGAAUGCAGGUGCGAUUGAUUCUCUAGCUGUUAACGUGAAAAUGAAUAAAUUGAUCACAGGUCACAACGAUGGGAGCAUAUCGGUAUGGAUUGUAGAUGAUGAAUGAGAUUAUAACAUUCUAGCUGAAUGAAAUGAAUAAAUUUUUCGAUGUUAUUCUGAGAAGUUAACAUUACCACUGAUUGUUUUUAAUUGCUGCCUCGUCGCUAAUCAAGUGAUGAAGUAGCACAUCAAGUAAAGAGUUGCGUGGUUUUUGAUAACAAUUUUUUUAUAAACGAUUUAACUAAACUGAAAAUUUUUUUUAAGAAA